AACCAAUAACAGAAACUCUGCACUGUCAUUGGCUGUCGUGAAGCACGUGGUCAGGUCAUGACGUGUGACGUGUGACGUUGAGCGGAAGUAAAGAUGGCGCUAGACGGGUCGUCCACGUCUAUGAUGGCUCAUAAUAACUCAUACCACAGUCAUGUUUCUGAUUAUUACAGCAGAAAACUGAGCAACAAACCCGAUGUAGUGCCGUCUGGAGUCGCCGAGAGGAAAGUAUCGCCCUCAGAUAAACCUGACAUGGUGGCGCUGGACGUGAUUAGCAUCAAAGACUCGGAAGCUCCAGUGCACAGAAAGAAGCACGAGACUGACACGUAUGUGCUGGGUACGAUACACCCCUUCCGCAGAACUCACCGCUCCGUCCUGGGCAGGUUUGCGCAGGAGUUGAGUUUGGUGACGUCUGACAGACGGUCGUGGAGGAUUCUUCUGUUCGCCGUGUUCAAUCUCAUCUGCACAGCCUGUCUGCUGAUGUGGAGCAGCUCCACCAACAGCAUGGCCUUAACCGCAUACACAUACCUCACCAUCUUCGAUCUCUUCAGUCUGAUCACCUGUCUGCUGAGUUUCUGGGUCACCGUGAAGAAACCCAGUCAGGUGUACUGCUUUGGCUUCGAGCGUUUGGAAGUGCUGGCGGUGUUUGCCUCCACUGUGCUGGUUCAGCUGGGCGCGCUCUUCAUCCUGAAGGAAAGGUGCAGUCUGUGUGGACUCAUCCCGGCGCUCCGCAGCCUUCUCCUGCCCAGAAUGAACCCGUUUGUGCUGAUCAACCUCGCUGGAGCUUGUGCUCUGGGCAUCACGUACAUGCUCAUCGAAAUCAAUAACUAUAAUGCGAUGGACACCGCGUCUGCCGUGGCCAUCGCCCUCAUGACCUUUGGCACCAUGUACCCCAUGAGCGUGUACAGCGGGAAGGUGCUGCUGCAGACCACCCCCUCUCAUGUCAUUGGUCAGCUUGACAAACUGCUCCGAGAGGUGUCCACAUUGGAUGGAGUUCUUGAAGUCAGAAAUGAACACUUCUGGACUAUUGGCUUUGGCUCUCUGGCCGGCUCCGUUCACGUCCGCAUUCGCAGAGAUGCUGACGAGCAGAUGGUUUUGGCCCAUGUGACCAACCGGCUACACACACUAGUGUCCACUCUGACCGUUCAGAUCUUCAAAGACGACUGGGCCCGUCACUCGCUGACCUCCAGCACCCUGCCCACCGGCUCGCUCAGCCUCUCGGAGUACGUGGCUUCGGCCGCCUUCCCUCCAGCAGGGUCCAAACCGCUCGAGGAGUUGAACCCGGUCACGUCUACGCCUGCGAAGCCCAGCAGCCCUCCGCCAGAGUUCUCCUUCAACAUGCCGGGGAAGCACAUCCAGCCCGUGGUGUUUCAGCACAGGCCCUUCAACACGCCGCUCUCCUAUGGGAUGUCUCCCUACUCCAGCAUGCUGAACCAGGGCUUUGCGCACCCCAGCGGCGGCCCUGCGACGAGGCUGGGCUUCGGGGCUCAAGGAUACAGGACUCUGAAUGCAGCGCCGCACAGAUACGGCAGCGGUCUGCCCGCAUCACAAACUGGCCAACAGAGACCGUGAGCCGAUCACAGCAUCAUCUCGCCGCUAGCCCACCACUACCCUGAGUAUUUAUUUGAAUGGGACCAAGAGCAACAGCUUUAUUUUCAAUGGAUGUUUUAUCUGUAUUCUUUAUUUGUAUUAAACCACUAUCAGACA
Messenger RNA from Sinocyclocheilus anshuiensis, 1704 nucleotides. RefSeq names its product zinc transporter 6-like. Bases 94 to 1569 code for a protein of 491 amino acids. The transcript is spliced from 12 exons. The record is from RefSeq and is a predicted model, not a curated record. Gene Ontology annotation, molecular function: monoatomic cation transmembrane transporter activity. Lineage: Eukaryota; Metazoa; Chordata; Actinopteri; Cypriniformes; Cyprinidae. Gene Ontology annotation, cellular component: Golgi apparatus; membrane. Gene Ontology annotation, biological process: zinc ion transport; transmembrane transport.